UACUCUCAUAUUCGUAUAUGGUUAGGGAGUGUAUGUCAGUUAACCACAGUGUAAAGAUAUCUAUCAGGAACUCUGGACGGGACAAGAGAUAAAAUUGAGCAUUUAAUAAGUGAUUCUUACUGAUUCUUAGAAACUCAUGAACUGACAAAUAUAAACUUGACAAAUAUGAACUUCAAGAAGUGAACUGCUUUAUUGUUUUUCAACGAAGAAGAUCUGGAGUUUGUGGAUCAAGACCUUGAAGGAAUGCAGGCUGUGCCUGGGUUCAGGUGUAGAGAGCGGGGUGAGCGUUCCUCACAUCAACUUGUGCCCAGAAUGGUACGGGUAACAGGGCCAGGCUCCAGUGCUGUGGGUCUCCAGGGGCCACUCAGAGCUUCUAAACCCCCACGUGAGCUCAGUGUGGAGGAGCAACACGAGCUGCGUAGAAAGAUCAACAGUCGUGAGAGAAAGAGAAUGCAGGACCUCAAUGUGGCCAUGGAUUCAUUACGGGAAGUGAUGGUGCCCUAUUCGUCUUCGCCAACCAGUGUAGGGGGUGCACUGCAACACCCAUACCUCCCUCCUGGAGCUUCUCCGACUGGACGCCGCCUGUCCAAGAUCUCCACGCUGGUCCUGGCCCGAAACUACAUCCUGAUCCUAGGCUCCUCCUUGCAGGAGAUGAGGCGUCUACUGGGCGAGGUCAGCAUAGGCAUGGGCGUCGGCGGGACUGUACCACGUCUGCUGCUGGCAGGGGGGUGGCCGUUUCUCACCGGGCCAGGACAGUUUCUGCUCACCCCGCCAGAGCAGCAACUGGGUGUGGCAAAAUGCCCUCUUCUGCCGCAGAACACCUCUCCGGCCCAGGAAGAGCUCUCGGUGUGGUUAAGCAGCAUAUCGGAGAGUCCGGGGUGCCAGUGUGGGGUGUGCAGGACCCCACGAGUGUUGCAUGUUAACCCUGCCACACAUUUCCCAAAGUGAAUUCGACUUGCUUGGAGAAAGACCUAAGAAUGUUAAAAGAGAACAACUAACAGUACCCACAACAAUGACAUAUUUCUUUUAGUAAUCUGCAUCUGUGGAAGGUGAGGUGUCCGGUUAACUUUUUACCUUUUAUUUUGAUUUAACUAGAGAAAAUAGAACAGGUGUUGAGCAUUUUCUACAUUUACAUCAUUCAGCAACAUAGAUCUUGCUUUUUGUUUAAAUCUCAAACUGUCCUCCAUAUUGUAUUUGCGUUCUUUGUAUGCUUGCUUACAAUAAAGGUAGUAAUACUGAAACAGUUUGUAUGUGUUUGUUGUUCGAAAAAAGAGGAAAGGUUUCCCUUACACACACUUACUUUUUUUCUAUCAUGGUGUGUGUGCGCAUGCAUGCUUGGUUACAUUCUAAGGGACUGAAAUAAUUAAUAGUGCACCCUUUUUGGCAGUACAAGGACGAAGCCUUUCUUUCACCCCAGGCCCCCAUUCAGCUUCCCAAACAAACCCCACAUCAAACCCGGCAGCCCCCAAUAAUUAGCCCACACUCUUUCUCGAACUUCACUGUCUUUUUAAUUCGGUCCCUCGUCCCCUGCUUGUCGAGGUAAAUACGUUUACACGGGUCGGCGUGGUGCCAUUCAGCACUCUCUGUGAACAACAUAUUCAAACGCCCGGAAAAUGUGUUUCCACCAAAGGAGUUCACUUACCUAAAUUACGCACAACACCCUUUCCAGCACCCAAACUCUGACAUCAACCCCUCUGAAGGCCGGGGCGGUUGAAAAAGAAGCAAUUCUUUCAAUCUCAGGGCAAAAAGGAGGGACCGUGAAAGGGGGAAAAGCAAUUCCAUCUUGUGCGUGAAUGAGAAUGCAGAUUAUAAUCAUAAGAAUAAUUAUAAAAUACGAGGAAUAAUCGGCCCUGCAGCAAAGGGGGAUUAGUCCGGCCAGGCACGUGAAAGAGGGCGAGAGGCUGAAUGGAAGGAGUCUGUUGCCCAUCGCCCGGGACAAAAGGAGAGGUAGAUGCCAUUAAGUGAGAUUAGGGUUAAUAGGCCUUGAUUUUCUUACAAGGAGGCAAAAAAAGAAAAAGAAGUACAGAGGAGGGGUGAGGUGGGACAGAGAAGUGGAAGAGAUCAAAGUAAGAAGCCCCGACUUAAAACCCUUCUCUUCACGAGGACGCACACAAGCACAUGCACACACACUUUAACUUGCCACCUCUUACAUUUACAUAUAGCUGCCUUAUGUCCGCUGACAACUUGAGGAGAUUACUUUGCUAAUUUUACCUCACUUCAGUGCUUUCGUAAGGCCAUCUUCUUCUGUCUUUCUCUCCUGAGAUGAUAACUUUCUCCCUGUCUCUCUGAUGCUGAUGGUGGGUGUAUUGUAAGAAGGAUGUAGGGGUCUGCUUUCUCUUUGUGUUCAAUCUUCAGCUCAUCAGUACUGCUAAAUCCAGCCACAACAAAAUGAAACAAAAGACGAGAGAGUAGAGCGGAGUGUCCUAUUGUUCUCCACUAAAUGCAAAUGUGUCCUAUACUUCUCUGAUAUAUAGCCAGACCAGCCACUAUGUGAGAGAGAAUAACUGACCUCUGUACUGUGAAUUCCCAGGCAAACUGAAUCUUUUCGCUAUUUAAGCAGGGGAAUUAUGUGCAAAACGAAUCAACAAUAUGUCGUGAGUGUAAAAGAAUGUUUGUGACAGGUAUUUGUGUGUUCGUGAGGUUGUCAGGUUGGAAAGAAACCAACUUUAAAUAAUAUUUCAAUAAAAAAUAUGGCGGAAAUGUGCAGACAUUUUGUAAUAUCAAUAAAAGCCAAUAGAAAGUCCUUAUCAUGACAAACAUGUGUGGUGUGUGUGUGGAUGCAUGAAAAUGAUCUCACGAAUGUAGUGAAAGUGGUAUAUAAAUUUUUUUGUUGGUUUGGUGUAUAGUCUUAAAUAAUUAUAAUUAGCUUUAUUUCAUAACAAUAGAAUACCGGCUGUAGAUGUGUGUCCGAGUCAGGGCAAAGUUUAAGACUGAUCGAGAGCCAUCUAUCCUGAGCUAUGGGUGAAAAGAUGAGUGUGAGAAGAUCUCCACUCCUCCUUUCAAAGUCUCUGCACACGUCCCAGGAUUUAUCUCUCUCCUCUCUGGGUUCUUUAUUCCUGCAAUCCAGCUAAAAAACACCAACCUCUUUGUGACUUAUGAAGGGUUAGAGUGUCAUCGAUAUAUCACACACAAAACACACCACACACAUACACAAAAAAAGGCAAAUUAAUAAUUCACGAAAGUCUACUUAAGGCAUAACAAAUUUAUGGCAAAUUAUAACAAACAUGAUAACAAGUCAGAACAGUUAAACAACUGCACAGCUACACUGUAGCAACCACCUGCCAACAACCAACAAAACACUUUUGCAACUACAUAAAAACACCGUAGCAACCAUUCAGAACACCCUAGCAACCUUAUAGCAAUGUAUAAUUUUGUUAGAUGUAAAUAGCAAAAAUCUAUUUAUCUUUCAGAACAGACCCCCACUCCCAUGUUUACAACUUUCUAGUACCAUUUCACUUUUCACCUUCUUUUUCUUGAAACAUUCAAGUUUUUUACCUCAUCUUAUGCCUCUCUGUCUCUCUCCCUCCCUCCCUCUCUCUCAUUUGUUCAUCUCAACGUGGGGAGUCUUGAUGAUAGGAAAUGCUGAGCCAUAAAUUGGAACAUCUGAAUGAAAGAGAGUUAGAGGGAGGGGUGGAACAGGGGUCCCCUCUCUUUCUCCCACCCAUCUUAUUUAUCUCCCCAAGCAUUAAACCUCAUGUGUCCCCACAUCCAUCCAUCCCCCUCCCUCUCCACCCCAAAUUCCUGCCUACUGUUCUGUAGCCUGGUUCAGCCCAGUACGCACACUUUACUGGGCCGGUAAUGACCUGUGCCAUUAACCCCCUGAGCCUCUCACACCCUCUCUCUGUCACACACACAGUUUUAUUGGCCUCCAUAACAGUGUCUCAUUGCCCCUAUGCCCCUGAAGAUUGUGAGUGCUUCAGAAUGGCGUGGCAUGGGAACAGACCAAAACCCAGGCAGUUAAACACUCACAAAGACAGAAAUGAGAGUUCAAUGUCUUGACAGAGAUCUGUAAUCUUAAACCUUACCAACCAGUGGAUUUAUUUCUCUCAUUUUGUUUUCAAUUAAAAUGUCCUAUACCUGCUAAAAAAAGAAAUAUGAUAUUAUAUGCAGUAGACGCAAAAUUAAUCAUAAGCAACACUUUAAAAUCAAUUAGAUUUCACAGAAUAUCAAAUCAAGUGGCAAAUUCAAACGCGACUUUCUGCAUUUUUAACUCAGUAUAAAUUGUUUUUAAUGUACAGUAUUUAAAAAGCCAGUUUCUUGUCAAGUUCACACAGUGUAGUUCAUCUCAUUAAUUUUCAAUCAGGAAUUGUCUAAAUUCCUUUGGUCUCCAUUUAUGAUUGUUUCUCGUUUGUUUUAUAAUUUGCUUUU
Molecule: messenger RNA, 4368 nt
Organism: Triplophysa rosa
Lineage: Eukaryota; Metazoa; Chordata; Actinopteri; Cypriniformes; Nemacheilidae
Gene: olig1
Product: oligodendrocyte transcription factor 1
Exons: 2
Coding region: 244-948 (234 amino acids)
Molecular function (GO): protein dimerization activity
Source: RefSeq, a predicted model, not a curated record